CCCGGUCAUCUUAUUUUUAAGACGUCCAUAAAUUAAAAUGAACGCGCUCCGUUCACACGCACGGGCAGGGCGUUCGUCGCAGAUGAUGGCGUGAAACAUCCAACACUAUGCCCGGCUGGUGGGUCGCCGCGAUGCUGCUCAUCCUCGCUCAGCGCACGGAAAUGAGACCCGGGGACAACGACCACCAGAAACAGCACCCCAACAUACGGCACCACCACAGGCACAAGCACAAACACGCCCAGAUCACCCCCGACCUCCCAUUCGAAGACACCUUCUUCGACCCGUUCAAAGAAAUGGUGUACGACAAGGACAUGAUCAGUACAGACUUCAUUUCCUACAGGGACGUUAAAAACGAUUGGCUUAAUAUGUCCAAUGAUCAAGUUGGCGAGUUGAAGGAUAAGAAACACCAUCCCCAUUGGCCUAUAAAGAGGGAAGCUGUCAUCGAAGGUGAUUUAGUACUUGGAGGUCUGAUGAUGGUGCACGAGAGGUCGGACAGCAUGACUUGUGGGCCAGUGAUGCCACAAGGUGGAGUGCAAGCUUUGGAAACGAUGCUGUAUACAUUGGACAUCAUCAAUAAUGACCUGAAGCUCAUCCCUGGUGUGACGAUUGGUGCUCAUGUACUUGACGACUGUGAUAAAGACACAUAUGGUCUGGAGAUGGCGGUGGAUUUCAUUAAAGGUUCUAUCAGUAACAUCGAUGACGCAGAGUACGCUUGCAAUGCCACGGCGGUGCGUAAAGUGAUCUCCGGGGUGGUGGGGGCCGCCUCCAGCGUCACCUCCGUGCAAGUUGCCAAUCUGCUGCGACUCUUCAAAAUCCCUCAGGUUUCAUUCUUCUCCACAUCUCCAGAGUUGUCGAAUAAAGCGAGGUUCGAAUACUUCACUCGGACGAUACCCUCAGAUCUGCACCAGGUGCGGGCCAUGGUCGAAAUCGUGAGGAAGCUCGGCUGGAGCUACGUCUCCAUCAUCUAUGAGGAAUCCAGCUACGGGAUAAAGGCGUUUGAAGAAUUAGAAGCUUUAUUAGCGCGGAACGGCAUCUGCAUCGCAGUCAAAGAAAAACUCGUCAAAGACUCGGGAGUGGCAGAUGAGAGAGCAUACGAUGACAUCGUCCAGAAACUGCUGACCAAGCCUCGGGCGAGAGGUGCAAUCAUCUUCGGAUCCGACCAAGAGGUGGCCGGCGUGAUGCGGGCAGUGGAGCGCGGCAACGCCACCAGCCUCUUCAGCUGGGUCGGCUCCGACGGCUGGAGUGCCCGCUCCCUGGUCUCCGACGGCAACGAGCGCGCCGUCGAAGGCACCAUCAGCGUCCAGCCUCAAGCUAACGACGUGCGAGGAUUCACCGACUACUUCUUAAACCUCAACGUCAAGAACAAUAAGAGAAACCCUUGGUUUGUUGAGUUCUGGGAGGCGCACUUCCAGUGCCGCUACCCCGGCAGCCCGCGCACCCCCUACAACGGUCACUUCGAGCGCGCCUGCUCCGGCUACGAGCGUCUCUCUAUCGACAACACCGAGUUCGAGAGGCAGCUGCAGUUCGUCUCCGACGCCGUCAUGGCCUUCGCUUACUCUAUACGUGAUAUGCACGCGGCAGUAUGCGGCGGUAGGGCGGGUCUCUGUGACGCAAUGAGGCCUGCCAGCGGCUCCGAUCUACUCAGAUACCUCAGAAAAGUCAACUUUACUGGCCUCAGUGGAGACGAAUUCCACUUCGACAGCAACGGCGAUGGUCCGGCCAGGUACAACAUCUUACACUUCAAGCAAAUACAACAGGGCAUCUACAGAUGGGUCAACGUAGGCCAGUAUCUGGACGGAGAGUUGAUAUUGCAUCUAGAUGAUAUCCAGUUCAAAUGGUACGAGCGUCGUCCGCCGGAGUCGGUGUGCAGCGCGGAGUGCGAGCUGGGACAGGCCAAGCAGUACGUGGAGGGAGAGAGCUGCUGCUGGCACUGUUUCAACUGCACGCAGUAUGAGAUUCGUUCUCCGUACGUAGAAACAGCAUGUAUGGUUUGUCCGCGGGGCACGCUCCCGGACCCAACGCGGACUCACUGCCGACCCAUCCCCGAGGCGUACUUGAGGCCGGACUCGGCCUGGGCCAUCGGCGCGAUGUCCUUCUCCUCAGUCGGGAUAUUGCUGACCGCAUUCGUCUGCGGUGUCUGGGUCCGCCACAGCUCAACGCCAGUGGUGCGUGCGAGCGGGAGAGAGUUAUCUUACGUCCUGCUCGCCGGAAUACUAAUGUGCUACCUGGUGACCUUCGCUCUCGUGUUUAGACCGACUGAUAUUCUUUGCUCAAUACAAAGGUUCGGCACUGGCUUCUGCUUCACCGUGGUAUACGCCGCCCUGCUGACCAAGACCAACAGGAUCUCGCGCAUAUUCAACGCCAGCAAGCAUUCCGCUAAGAGACCAAUACUCAUAUCGCCGAGCUCACAACUAGCCAUAUGUGCUGCACUUGUGUCUAUACAGGUACUAAUAGUGGUGGUGUGGAUGAUAGUGGCGCCAGCUCGCGCCAUGUUCCACUACCCAACGCGCGAGGACAACAUGCUCGUGUGCGACUCGUACGUCGACGCGUCGUACAUGAUCGCCUUCUUUUACCCCAUCGUGCUGAUCCUUGUAUGCACGGUGUACGCUGUGCUAACAAGGAAAAUACCAGAGGCAUUCAACGAGAGCAAGCAUAUAGGGUUCACGAUGUACACGACAUGCGUGAUCUGGCUGGCGUUCGUGCCGCUGUACUUCGGCACCGCGUCGCACGUGCCCCUGCGCGUCACCAGCAUGGCCGUCACCAUCUCCCUCAGCGCCAGUGUCACGCUCGUGUGCCUGUUCUCCCCCAAGUUGUAUAUAAUCCUGAUCCGGCCGGAGCGCAACGUGCGGCAGAGCAUCAUGCCGGUGCGCUACAGCCGCAAGCCGCCGCCGCACCACGCGCCGCCGCCCGCGCAGACCAAAAAAAGUCCAUGUGCCGAUAAAGAAACUCAAACCGAAGCAGCUGACUUCAAUAAACUUACAAAUGGGCAAACAAUUCAGAGGGUUCCAGAUAAUGUUCCAGAUAGUGUUGACGACAGCACGAAUGUUAAAGAAGAAAAAGAAUCCAAACCUUUAUGUAACAAUAUAACACUUGGUAGUAAUAAUCACAAUGAUAAUGUAAAAGUAGUUAAUAAUCCAAAUGAUAAAAUUAUAAAUGUAAAUAUAACUAAUGAGAAAUGUGACACAUUAUAGCAACGACACUCUUCUAAAUCGUAUAAUGGAGUAUACAGAAACGCCAAAAAUAAUAAUAGUCUAAGAAAGAAAAGUUGUCCUUGUAAAUUCAAAGAAAGAACGCCGGUAAUCGUUUAAAUUUGAGUGAUAUAGCUUGUAAUGUAAUACAAAUAUAUUCAUUAGUACUUCAUGGUAAUUCUUGAAUAUCAAUUGUAUUUUCUUCUUUAACAGAUUAAACCUAAUUAUGAAUCGCUUUGUACUAAAAAGCUUUGGCCAUCUUCCAUUUCUCUUCGAUGACAGCACUGUAUAUAUUGCGUAAAUCAUUUUUGCACAAACAUAAUUGAAUUUAUUGAUCCAAACACUUAUCUCCAUUGUACAGAAAAUUUGUAAAUACGUACCUACUGCAAAGACAGAUAGUGAUGUGUAUUGUAAAUAAAGUUGUAUUCAAUAGUAUUAACAUAAAGUUUGGUAUAACGAAUAUCAUUAACGAAAUUAUAUUGGUAAGCGAUUUUAUUAUGAUUAAUAUCUUGAACAUGCACAGGGCGUAGCUUUGAGCCUGGACAGUUGUGACAGAAGAUUUUAAGUACAUUGUAAGGUUUAUAUUUUCGAGACUGCUACUGCGUGUAUUGAUGAAAAUAGUAAAGAAAAUAUUAAAAGACAGUUUAAGCGACGUUGUUUCUAGGGAUCGACUGAAACUUUAUCAUUAACAUUAUACAAUUAGGCUAUUGAUACAGAAUCAGUUGUUGAUUGUUACUGAUUAAGCACAUCAUUAAAUUCAUGUGGGAUUAUUUAUUUAGUGUUUAAUUUAGAAAUAAUUUUAUCAAUAUUCCAUAUGAAAUUAAUGGUGGUUGAACUCUUAACAAACAAAUCAUUAAUAUCAGGCCUAUUUAUAUCAUAUUGUAGGGGCCUAUGGUUGGAAUAAGGAUAAUUGAGAAUGUGUAAAAUAGAUAAAUAUAAAUCAGUCAGUAGGUCUGAAUAAUACGCAACUUAAAAAGUAAAUGGCAUAAUAUUGUAUUUUUCAUUGUUAUUUAAAAACGAAUUUAUUUAAGAGUAUACUAAAUUUUCAAAUUAAAUGGCUUAUUUAUUAUGUGAAUAGAUAGCAAAAUAGUUAGGAUAGGAACAAUCACUUUAUCUCUUGACCAGACAAUGAAAAUAACAUUUUUGUGCUAACCAAAUAGGUAUGACUGACUUUUUUUAUUUCAGUCUGAAUAGGUACACGACAGGUGAACACAUUUCUCUAAUUGAUUUAACUUUCCAAUUCCGAUUAUGAUUAACAAUUAAAUUAUGGAAUGAUUUUUCUCCUGUUUUCGUUUUGUUCAUUUUCAAGAAGUGUGUGUCAUCUUACAGAAUCAACUGAUGUUAUUUACCUAGAAUUCUCAAUAUUACAUUGUUUCAUCUGUAAUAAUGUUUAUGCCUAAAUUCACAAGUCAAACUUCCUUAUCAUAAAUAUCUUUUGACAAAAUAUAGGUAACACGAACUUAUUAAUAAAUUAAUUCUAAGAAAUAUAAAAUCUAACAGAACUCGGUGUAGUUUCAUACUGAGUCGACAACACUUCAGGAUUUUAUUAAAACUGUAACUGUUUACCCAAGUUGUUUAAGCAUUA
Chilo suppressalis (striped riceborer) is the source of this 4773-nucleotide messenger RNA. NCBI's taxonomy places the organism in Eukaryota, Metazoa, Arthropoda, Insecta, Lepidoptera, Crambidae. The record is from the annotation of a GenBank genome assembly.